This is a messenger RNA of Maylandia zebra (zebra mbuna), 6179 nucleotides long. RefSeq names its product glutamate-rich 3 (gene erich3). Lineage: Eukaryota; Metazoa; Chordata; Actinopteri; Cichliformes; Cichlidae. The record is from RefSeq and is a predicted model, not a curated record.
UUCUGACAUCACGUAAACCUGAACGUCUCCCAACGAGCACCGAGUGCCCUGCCUCCAUAUCUCAGACGCUGGGGGGGAUUUUAAAGAGAGGGCAGACUGAAAGCCAUGAGUCACCUCAACUCAGGACUUCUUUCGACCUACAACAGCCUCACAGACAAACAUCUUGCUGGAUACUUUAGCAGCACUCGAAUCAGGAGACACCUGCAGAGAGCAGGACUGAUCACCAGGAGUGGGCGCAUUGUCCCGGACAAGGAGUACAGACACAAGCUGAUCCAGAGAGCGCACCAGAGACACGUUCGAGAAUGUCUGGCACAGGCUAUUUUCCACAAGGUGCUAGAGAUGGAGCGUCUCCACCAAAUCGAGAUCAAAAGAAAACUGGAGGAGUUUGCAAGGAGGGAAAGAGUGCAUAAGAUCAAGGUGGAGCGCUCUAAAAGGUAUGAGGAAGGCAUUGUCCACAUCCUGUCUCCACACCCUCCCGAGGGUGCCAGGGGCAUCCAGAAACAGCACUCUGGGCCCGAGGGGGAGCACUCUGACUCCUCUGAGUCGCCGAGCUCAUCUCGACCCAACACGGCCCCGGGGAAGAUGCAGAGGCCCGUGCGCUUGAAACCGAUCCACAGUAACAGCACCACGGCUUCGGUCAGACACAGCUCCCCUUACAGACUGCUCCAAUCCUCUCAUGACAACCACCUGCCAUUCAACUGCACUAUGGACAAAGAGCCUCGGAGACGUUUGACUGCAGUGGAGGCCUCCCAUGGCAUCUCGCCCUAUUGCCUCCCAGUUAUCAACAACUUUGUCACUCCGGUGCCUCCAGCUACGAAGAGGAAAGAGAGAGGGUUAAAGGGCACUGCCAGCAGUACUGUCAGAGGCCGCAGACUGCGCCCGACCACCGCCUCCAGUGGAGCUGACGACGCCCCACUGCUGAGGAGCUCUGUUCACCAAAGCAGAGUGUGUGUCAACAUGGUGUACUUUGGCAAAACGGUGCGUCUUUCCAGCGACCUGACCGACAUGAGGGACGACGUCAAAGUGUUUCAGCAGCACUGUGGAGGAGAGAACCUGUGUGUGUACAAGGGAAAGCUUCAUGAAGGGGAAACUUUCCAGUUUAUUUCACGUCGACACAGAGGCUUCCCGUUCAGCUUGACCUUCUUCCUGAAUGGGCUGCAGGUGGAGCGGCUGAGCUCCUGCUGCGAGUUCAAACACAGGAAAGGCUCACGACUCGGCGGCAAACACGGGCACUUUGGCUUCACCGGCGUCGAGGGGGCCUCUCCAUGCUACAAAUGCAUCAUAGCAAUGGGACUGGACAAAAAGCCCACUCCUCCACCAAAGAGGAUCAAGGAGGAUACAAGAAGAGAGGAAUCAGUCAACAGCCCAAAAGAUGAAGGUGAGAUGGAGACGGAGAGGACUGGGGAGGAUGCUGGCUCCCACUUGGAGGGUGAAACCAGUGAGCCGCAGAACAUGGAGACUCCGGUCAAAGAAGAAAGAGCGCUCGAUGAGGAAAAAGGCAGAGAUUAUGAAGAAGACUUUGAAGCAGAUGAUGAGGGAGCUGCAGAGGAGGCAAAAGAAGAGAAAUCCCCAUCUCCAACCAGUGCAACAGACAGGCAGGUUAAAGAGAGGGAUGUCUCUGAGACUGACAAUGAUGACAGGGAUGACAUGAGAUCUCAUUCAGGCUCCAGCUCCUCGGGCAGCGAGCACGACGAGAGUGAUGCUGAAGCCACAAGAGACAUCAACGAGGACAAUAAGGCAAAGCAACAGAAAGAGGACAGUCAGGAGGAAACCAUCGCUCAGCCCGAGGAAAAAGAUGAACCAAAUCCAGAAGAAGAUGUUGCCACGGAAGCUGAGUCUUCUGCGGCCAAAGACUCGCACAUGGACAGUGCUGGGGACAGCACGGAGAUAGAAAUAUCUGACACCAGCGUCCCCUCAGGAAGUGAGACUAGACAGAUUGAUGACAAAGAUGCUGAGAAGCCUGUAGAGGAGGGCAACCAGGAGGAGGAACACGAGAGAGCCAAAUCUGUGCAAGAAAAACUGUCAGAAGCCAUACUGAAGGAGUCCCAGUGCAGCUCCGAGCCUGAGCUGAGUGACACCAGCACUGAGGAGGAGGAGGAGUCCACACAUAAAGGCCCUCAACAGGACUACAAAGAUGCAGCUCCAGUCAAGCUUGUCACGCCUACAGAACAACAGCAGACCAUUGCAGAAGAGGCAGAAUGUGAAGAAAGCGAUGCUGGUGACGUGGUGGUGGCACAGACACAGGAAGAUUUACCCGAAACCAAAGAACAGAGUGGAGAUGAUGAGCAGGAGCCUCAGGAGAACAGCAACAGUACUGAAGAUGAGAAGGUUGAGCAAGAUGACAAGGCUGCAGAAGAGGAGGAUAAAUCAGAGGAAACGGGUGAAGCUUUGCAUCCUUCGAAAGAAGAAAAUGUGACACAAGAUGACAAGACAACUGAGCAUCUUGAAGAAACCCCAGCUGAAACUGCUGAUACUGAGGCUGCAGAGGAAGGAAAGGAGAAAACCGCUGAGGAGACUGACGUUCAGCAUGACGAGACCGGGCAAGGGGCAAAAAGCAGUGAGGAGGAUGAGUCAUCAGAGCCGGAUAAAAAGACUGAUGAGACAGCAGCGCCUGAUAAUGCAGAGGCAGUGACAGCCAGAGAAACAAUAGAGAUAAAAGCAGAGUCCUCAAAGGAGCAAGAGGCCCUCAGCUAUGAAGAGGCACCUGUAAGUGACGCAGAAAAGGAGGAGCAGGCAGACAGCGAGGACAGAGCUGCAGGGUCAGAAACCGAAGUCAAUGCAGAGAACUCGAGCAGCUCGCCAAGUGGGAGUGGAGAAACCACAGUUGAAAAAAUAGGAGAUAGAGGUGAGGAAAAUGCAAUAGAAGAAAGCAGUAAAGAUGACAUUAAAGAAGAACAAGUAUUAGAGGAUGAGAGUCACGAACAGUGCGAGCUGCCAGAGGAGAGGAGGACUGGAGCACCUGAGGAAACAGGUGAAAAGGAAGACAAAGAGAAAACUGAGGAGGGUGGAAAAGAAGAGGAGGAGAAACAAACUCAUGUAACCUCUGAUAAAGGAGAAGAUGAAAAUACUGGGAAAAGAGAUGAUGAUGAUGAAAAGGUUAAAAAUGAGGAAGAGGGUAAUGAGGAAAGUAAGGAAGAUGAAGGGACAGACAAGCAGGAAAACACAGCAGAAAGUUCUGAAAAUGGCUUUAAAACAAAGGAAGACGAAGAAGAAGCUGUGAAAUCUUUGAGCGAGGAGGAUAAAGUCGCCGAUGACGAGAAAGUUGAAGAAAAGACAGAAAAUGAUGAGAACAGUGAGUGUGUUGAGAACAAACUGGAAGAAUCUGAAGUAGGUGAUAAAAGUGAGGGUGACAAUGACAAUGAGAGUAAACCAGCUGUUCAAGAAAAUGAUGAUGAGGCAGAAAAAUCAGAAAAUCUAAACAAAGCUGAGAAAAGUGAAGACAAAGAGAAACAUGAUGAAGAGGAUGACAAGGAAAAGGACAUAAGUGAAGCACCUGUAGAAGAAGGAGAAGAAAUAUCUGAGACCACAGAAGAAGCUGAGAAAAGUGCAGACGUUGGUGCAAAUGAAGCAGCAGAUGGGACUAAAUCAGCUGAUGAGACGCCAGAGGCUGAGAGUGUUGAGCAAGAUGCUGGAAAAACCAGCAACACGAGUGAAAAAGAAGAAAUUAAUGCUGAAAACGGGGAGAUCUCUACUGAAGCCGAGAGCAAUAAUCAUGAAGACGACGGAGAGUCUCAAUUAAAAGACAAAAAUGACUUGAAAGCCAAAGAAGAGGGUGAUGAAGAAAGCAAAGCAGACGGGCCUGCUGACGACGAGAGCGCAGACAUUAAAGAAGUCGCAGUGGAGUCUGAAGAAGGUGCUAAAAAACACGAUGCUGACGAGGUUGAUCAGGCUCCCGGGGCUGAUGAGGUAGAACGUGAUGCUGAGGGUGACAGCGUGGAAAAAAAUGAUGAAUCAACUCCAAGCAACUCACAGCCUGAGACAGCAGGUACAGAAAUGAAAGCGGAGCCUAAAUUAGGUGACAGAAAAGACGGCGAGGAAGCAGAACAAGAUCAAAAUGGCAACAAAUCUGACUGUGAUAACGAAAACAAAGAGCCAGACUUGGUAAAAAAGGAGAGCAGCGCUGAGGAAAACGUGGAUGAGGUCGCAGCUGUUUCUUCAGGGAAUCAGGAACAAUCACCGGUUGCUGUUGACUUAGAUGUUCUGGCUUCCAAAUUAGAUGAAGAAAGCAAAGAUACAAAGUCUGACAUAUGCCCACAGACUGACGAAAAUGCAGUUGGUGGUGAUCUCUCUGCUGCCGACGGAGAAAAUGGAGUAGACGCAGAAGAUGCGAGUAAGGCCUCGGAGGAAGGAGCAAGUGUGCUGCUCAAACCUCAAAACAAUGAGGCUGAUUAUACAGAAGAGACUGUCGCAGCUGGUAGAGAAAGUCCAGAGGCCUUGGCAGCAGAAGACAGCACAGAUCUAGUCAGUAACUGGGUCAACAAGCACCAGUCAUCAAAGUUUUUCGAGACAUUUGUUGAACCACUGGAGGAUAUGAGGGAGGAGAUAACUGACACUCCAGCGUCCAGCUCAAAUAAAGAAGAGACAAAAUCUACUGAGCUGCCAGGAUCAGACAGUCCACUCAAGAUGGUGAGGGUGUCUGAAGAUGAGGUGAAAGCCUACAGGGACGCUGAAGAUGAACUGCAAGUGGAGGAGAAGGCUGAAGUGAAAGACUUAAUACUAAAACCUCAAACUGAACAAAGUGAGGAGGAGUCUGCAGCCUUGCAGAAGAUGAGGUCAGAAGAGCACAAAGGAAGCAUGGGAUCUCUUCAAGAGUGUAACGGUCAAGAAAGUGCAGAGAAAGGAAUUAAUGAGGAAAACGCUUUUUCCAAAACUGAAGUGGAAAGCACUUCAGGUAGUCUUCAUUCAGCCACUGAAAAACCUGCGAGUGUUUCUAAGAGCCAACCUGAUGAGAAAACUGUCGAUAACAACUUCAAUGUAACAGAGCCGCAGACUGAAGAAGGUAAUCAGUCCACGAGCCCACUUGGAACCGAAGAUGUCAAUGAAACGUGGGGAAAAGCAGACGAGCAAAGUCGAGAAGUUACAGAAACAACUGAUUUUACAACAUCGAAGUCUGACGAUGGAAGCCCGGAGGACUCGCGCAACGAGGAGAUCGAAGGCAAAGCGUCAGACAGGAGCGUCAGCAGAGACAGAAAAGACCUGCAGCUGAUCGAAGACAUCAAACACACGCUCAGUAAAGACCGGCUGAGCGCCUUUUCAGUGGAUGACACGUUGUUUGCUCACAGUUCAUAUCCUUUACUGACUGCUGCGAGUGCUGAGAGCGGGCAUUAGAGCCGCUCCGGUCAGAGUGACAAUGAGGGAAAGUGAAGCUUUACUACUUUUUUAGUUUUUAAUUUUACAAAGACGCCUAUGAAGUCAAGUUGUACAAAUGAAAAGUCUGCAGAUUCUCGAUGCACAGACAAUCAUGUGGCUUCAGACAAAAUGUGACAUGCGCGUCAGUUUUUCACAAAAGCCCUCCGCUGUCUCGUGCUUUCUGCUUUUAAAUUACAGCAGCCUCGUAAACCGUCAUCAUCUUUCACCAUCAAGAAUCCACAUAAUGAGUUUUGACUGCUGCAUGAAAUGUUUACAAUAGAUCAUCUCUUCCUUUUGUUGGUAACAAAGAGCUCUUGGUUGAUAUGAGGUAUCGUGUACAGAUGCUAUCAGCUAUCACCUGAAAACAGAUACUCGCGCACUCACACUCACACAUGGUUGAAUAAUUCAUAGAUGUUGGACUCCCACGUCUUUAGCUUGCCCCAGGUACUCUUUACAUUUCCAUUGACUGGGUACAAGUGGUGCAGCUUUAGCAGAGAUCUGUAAUCGAACACUGUUAAUGGCAUCAUCAGUCAGUCAGCACACUCACAUAAUUACGGGAUCGCAGUAGCUAAGAGAAUAUACAGUAGAACAACAAGAACGCAAAGCUCAAUCUUCAUCAUUAGGCUGAUGAUAAUUAGUUUGGUGGUGACUAGGAAAUGUCAAAUGUAAGCACAGUUGUUGUUUGUAAUGCUGCUAACUCUACCUCUACUUCCACUGAUAUGUUUAACAUGUAUUUGCAUUUCCCUUUUGUCUUUUUUUACGGCUAGCUUGGGUUUGUGAGGCUUAAUCGUUUCAUUUGAUAUCUGUCAGUAACCGAAAGUUUCUGUGAU